Molecule: messenger RNA, 1506 nt
Organism: Penicillium samsonianum
Lineage: Eukaryota; Fungi; Ascomycota; Eurotiomycetes; Eurotiales; Aspergillaceae
Product: transposase
Exons: 2
Coding region: 1-1506 (501 amino acids)
Biological process (GO): regulation of DNA-templated transcription
Source: RefSeq, a predicted model, not a curated record
AUGGACUACACCUACAAAACCAACCGAUAUCACUUCCCGCUACUUGAUAUUAUCGGCGAGUCUUCGGUUGGUAAGAGUUUCUAUAUCGGGCUUACAUUUAUAGCCAAUGAGAAAGAACUAGCCUACAAACAAGUGCUUCGGUGGCUAAAGGGGCUAUUAAACCAGCAGCAAAUCCCUUACCCGAAGACAAUUAUAACCGACAAAGAGAAGGCCUUACGGAAUGCAGUUUCUAAGGUUUUCCCGGAAACUAAGACACUAAUUUGCUAUUGGCAUAUUAUCAAAAACAUCCAAGGCCGUCUACGCCCCCGAAUUAACAAGGUUAUUGCCGCUGAACAGCCGGCCCGGUCCCGUACAUCUCAGGACCAUAGAGAUGCGGUUAAUCAACAGUGGGACACUAUGAAAAUCCAGCUAGACCAAGUCUUCCUCGCACACACAAAGGAGGACCAUGAACAACGCUGGCAGCGCUUCCGAGACCUUUAUGACACACAUUAUGGAGAUAUCCUACGAUAUAUUCAUGAUGAAUGGAUAAACCAGGUCCCCGAGGCCUUUCUCCGGUUCCACACAAAGGCUUAUUUCCAUUUAAAUGAGCUAUCAAUAUGCCGGGUGGAAGGCGCCCAUUCAGCAUUGAAGCGAGCCCUCCAAGCAUCAAAUGCUGAUCUACUUUUAGUAGCUAAUUCAUUCGCAAUCACUAUUCAACGGCAUGCCCAAGCGAUUAAGAAUAUAAUUCAGCUUCAAAAGACAAGAAAACAAGGCAUCUUUCAUAAAUUCCUCCGACCCGUUGAGCAUCAGAUCUCGGAAAAGGCGAUAUAUAUGGCCGCCACCAUAUAUAAUCGCUUUAUGCCUGAUACAGAUCUCAACAAACCCCGGAUUCGUGAAGAAUGUAGCGGGUUAGCUAUUCACACAACAGGUAUUCCAUGCAUCCACACUAUACUAAGCGCUGAGAGGGGUCCAGGCCUCUCAGUAGCUAAUUUCCAUCCCCACUGGCAUCUUCCAGCAGCUAUUCCAGCAGCUAUUCCGGCAUCGACCUGGAAUCCGCCUAUUCCGGCAUCUCAGGUGCAGAACCCGGCUAAGGCCGUCACCCGAGGCCGCCCUCCGGCCUCAUCCGCGCGGCAGGCCAUUUCCCAGACCAUUUUCCAGACCAUUUCACAGACCAUUUCACAGACCAUUUCCCAGACCAUUUCCCAGACCCAGCGCUCAGCCCAGCGCUCACCAUCUCAAUUUGAGAUCAUCGAACAGCAGAUUAUAGCUGGGAACCAGGCUUUUGAGGCAUCACGGGCGGCCUCACGGGCGGCCUCGCAGGCAUCUCAGGCAUCUCAGGCAUCUCAGGCAUCUCAGGCAUCUCAGGCAUCUCAGGCAUCGGGGGCAUCGGGGGCAUCGGGGGCAUCGGGGGCAGGGUGGGAUACUUCAGAGGAUGAAGGGCCAAGAAGAUCAGGCCGGGCGCCUAGGCCAAAGAGAAGAAGAACGGACGAGACGUCCCAGGGCGAGACGACAGAGACAGACCGAUAA